Molecule: messenger RNA, 2580 nt
Organism: Octopus sinensis (East Asian common octopus)
Lineage: Eukaryota; Metazoa; Mollusca; Cephalopoda; Octopoda; Octopodidae
Product: ATP synthase mitochondrial F1 complex assembly factor 1
Exons: 11
Coding region: 333-1250 (305 amino acids)
Biological process (GO): mitochondrial proton-transporting ATP synthase complex assembly
Cellular component (GO): mitochondrion
Source: RefSeq, a predicted model, not a curated record
CGAUUUCGGUGUUUUGGUCCAUCGAGUUAUAUCGAAAGAAUGUCUUUUUUUUUUCACAAGAUACAAAAACUGUUAUCUAUUUGACCGGUGGACGUUAUGUGACGUUCAUACUUUCCUCAAUAACCUUAGUGCCAUAAAUGAAGUGAAAUAGCUCCAGCGGGAAGUCGGAACCAUGUGUCUCGAUUCAGAUAUAAGGGUACCCGCGUAAUUUCACUCACUCUUAAUUCAUGUGGAAAUAAUAACGUUGGAUACAUUUAUUGAUGUUACACCGCCGGCGUGGUACGAAUGCUGUUCUCUGGGCUAUAAAAUCCUGAAUUAAUAAACUGUAAGCAAUGUUGCAGUUAUUGCACCGAGGAAGGCAGUGUUUGCACCAAGCUGCUAUUGUUUGCAACAGCUGCAACCUGAUGCGUACCUUCACUGCACUUCCAUUCACAAGAACACAAAGAAACUUCCAAACAGAUUCUGUAUAUUUACAAAAGAACAAAACUGAACCUGAAAUUGACCUUCAAAAAAAUCCUUAUUAUGAGAAAUACACAGAAAAGUUGAAGGGACUCCAAGAAACAGACCCUGAAAUAUACAGUAAAAAGCUCGAGGAAUUAAAAGAAAGUUUAAAACCAAAAGCAGCCCCUGCUGUGAACCCUAAAACAAAAGAAAAGGUACAGAAGAAACCAACUGAGAAAAAAACAGUCCCUAAACUGGUGUUAAAUGAUAUUGUAAAAUUGGAGCUAUUGAGACAAGAAACACCUGAAAAUAUUGAAAAGAUUUGGAUGCAGUUCCACAGUGUCAAAGACUGCGUGUAUGGCGUCAUAAAGGAAAUGGAUUAUGAUGAAGUUAUGAGUAAGGCUAAACUGUGUCCUUCGUUUGUAUAUCCACUACCACGUCAGGAUGGUUAUGAGUUCUUCUACCAACAAUUUUCUGGAAGUGAAAUAUAUUUCACACCUGUGGCCCUCUAUAAGAAACACCAAGAGAAUGCUCCCCCCUGCGUCACAAUGCAGCAUUUUACUGAUCUUAAAGAGGAGAAAGGUUUGGUACUAAUGUCUGGAGAUUACGAUUCUAAAAUAUUGGACAAAGCAAAUGCACUCAACUUGGCUCGACAACUCACCAUGUUCUAUGGUCGAAAUGCUGCCGAAAGGUUCACGCUGGUCAGGAUCUUCAACUACAUGCCACAGAAAUUUAAUUACAAUGACCUAAUUACAGAAUACAAAGGAUGUAAAAAGUUUCUAGAAUCAUCCAUUAUAGAGUGUAGCUGAGAUGAAGGGUAAGAAAAAAGAAAAAGGAAGAAAAUUGUCUGGAACAUAAAAUCUGGGAAUUGUAAGUUUUUCUGUAUCAUAUAAAUAUGGGUGCUACUUUGAUAUGUGAUCAACUUAAAGGGCGAUUAAUUUGGGUUACUUUUUAGCUUACUUUUCAAUUCUUAAAAACCCUUAAGAUGUUCUUGCAUUUUUAGCAAAUGUUCACUUAAUUCAUCGUUAAUUAUUCAAAUUUUUUAGUCCAUACUUAGCAUUGUAAGUGUAUUUUUCCAAAAAUUCUUACUGUUCUAAUAAUAAUUAUAAAACCACAUUUCAUUUGUGUUUUAGUAAAUAAGAAACCCAGAAUAACCAUAAUAAAAAUAAGCGUGUAGAUUACACAAGUUUGGCAUCUCCCUUUAAACUGUAAAUCACACACCAAAGUAGCACCUAAAUAUGUUACAUUAUGGCUUGUAUGCCAUGGCCUUCUGUAUCAUAAAAUAUGUUAUGAUUUGUUAUCUUGUCCUGCUAUAUAUUGUAUAUGUUCUUUGUUAUACUUGUCUCUAUCAUUUAUGUUAUUGUUCAUUAUAUCUCAUCUCCCUGUUUGGAUAAAUGUUAUUUGUUAUAUCUUAUCAAUAUUUUAUCUUAUGGGUUAUCAAUACAUAUAUCCCAUCUUUUUGCCAUCUUGUCUAUGUUAUCUUAUGGCUUUGUAACUUGUAAAGAAACUAUUCCAGUUUGCUGAGUAAACAACACUGGAUCAGACGGAUAUAAAGAAGGCUGUCACUUGGAAAGAUAGCUUCCACAUUGAGACACAGUAAGGGGGCACAGCUUCCACAUCAUGACACAAAGGAUGGUGAGCAAGAAGCAGACAGCACAUGGUCAUGGCUACUGAGAGGGUUUGCACAUGGUGACACAAGUUGAACUGGCUGUCAGGUUGAGACAAAAUGGACUUCUGUAAGCUGACAGGCUAAAAGAGGGAUGGCAUAAAGUGGUUUGGAGCAAAAACACUUCCGCAUGAUGUGUGACAUAGUGUCAGAUGUGCAUGAGAGAGACUGCCACAUGAAGGAAAUGUUGCUUGGAGGAAAACCAGUGGAAUCAUGUGAACACGACAUCAGCUAAUGGAAUUUCAGGAAUGCAAAUGCACAACAGAGAUAUAACAUGAGUAAUAUCUUAAAUUUAACAAAAAGUUAGUCGGUGUUUUACGUCAGACAUUUCUACACGAGGUGGGGCUUAUUGAAAGAACAUGCAACAUUUUUGUUACCUUAGUUGUUCUGUUGCCUGAGGAGGUGGUAAGUGUUUUUCCUAUAACAUAAUGCAUGUGUAAUCACAUAUAAAAUGCCUUGCAUGUAUAAAACUG